Molecule: messenger RNA, 787 nt
Organism: Drosophila arizonae
Lineage: Eukaryota; Metazoa; Arthropoda; Insecta; Diptera; Drosophilidae
Gene: Hsp27
Product: Heat shock protein 27
Biological process (GO): protein refolding; response to heat
Cellular component (GO): cytoplasm; nucleus
Source: RefSeq, a predicted model, not a curated record
AAAACACGUCUGCUACGCAGAAGCUAUAUAAAAAAAAAAACAAAUUUUCGAUAAUUUACCAAGCAAAAAAAAAGUGAACGAGUAAAAAUGUCAAUUGUUCCACUCUUGAGUCUGGCUCGCGAUCUAGAUAGCGCCUACAGCGACUGGGACCACUUCUUGGACGAUGACUUUGGCUUUGGACUGCAUGUAAACGAGUUAUUCCACCGUCCACGUCUGGUGAUACCACAUCACUUGCAUCGUCGCCGCUCUCACUUUUCACCCUACGAGAGAAGCCAUCAGUUGUUGCCCGCACGUCGUCGAGCCUCCGUUGGGCAGAAUUCACUGCUGCCCACUGUUGGCAAAGAUGGCUUCCAAGUGUGCAUGGAUGUCGCACAGUUCAAGCCAAGCGAGCUGUCUGUUAAGGUGCAGGACAAUACCAUUAUCGUCGAGGGAAAGCACGAAGAGCGUGAGGAUGGACAUGGGUUGAUCCAGCGCCACUUUGUGCGCAAGUACACCUUGCCCAAGGACUAUGAUGGCAACGAUGUGGUCUCCACUGUUUCCUCGGAUGGUGUGCUGACUCUGAAGGCGCCUCCACCGCCCAGCAAGGAGGCCAAAAAAGAACGAAUUGUUCAAAUCCAACAAACAGGCCCUGCACAUCUCAGCGUCAAGGCACCAGAGGGCGCUGACGGCAAAGGGAAGAGCGAAAAUGGUAGCGAGAAAAUGGAGACAGGCAAAUAGGUGAACUUCGAGGGAGGAGAAGUUUAGCCGAAAACUGAGUGCUGCCACACUGUUCGGAGAGUGCAAGACU